AUGGCCCAUCAAAAAGACAAACCCGCCGCCGCCCUCGCAGAGAUCCACGGCGACCCCCUCACGGACCUCGACCAGGACCUAUGGGACCUCUUCGCAGCCUCCGCCGCCGCCCACCCCGACCGAGAAGCCCUCGUCUCGCUCUGGCAGCCUGCAGACACCAGACUCGUAUCAUCGGAAGACGACGACGCGCCUGCACCCGCACCCGCACCCUCCACCUCGACUGCGCGAUCGGAAUGUCUCAGAUGCUCGUACGGAAACCUCCGGCGCGGCGCUGAGCGGCUGGCUGACGCUCUGGAGAAGAAGAUGCUGGGCGGCGUCAUCGAGCCUGAUCUUGGGCAUGGGCAUGGGCAUGGGACUGAACCUGGGCAUGGGCCUGGACGCGGCAUGCACGUCGCCGCCGUGCUCUGGAACUGCGCGGAAUGGGGCUUCCUGCUCUGGGCCUGCGUCAGGAUCGGGGCCGUCUUCAUACCCCUGGACCCUCGUGUCACGGACGACGUGCCGCUGAUGCUCGAGACCGCCGCGCCGCGCGUGCUGGUCGUCCAGGAUGCCGAGGCUGCGCGGCGCCUGGACGCGGACAUGGCCAGGCUCGAGCUUCCACGGCCUCUUCUGCGCGUCUUCUGCGGCGGGUCGGCCGAGGGCUGGAUCAGCCUGGGGGAGCUCAUGGGCGGGGAUGGGGAUGCGUCGUCGUCGUCUUCCUCUUCCCCUCAGGGGCUGGGGCUGGGGCUGGGGCUAGACCUGGAGGCUCGCGGUGACACAGAUGACACAGGCACAGGCAAAGACACAGACACAGACACAGACACAAACGACGAUCAGCAACAAGGACCGCCCCGGCCCACCGGCAGCGGCAGCGACGGUGAUGCUCCCGCCCUCGUCGUCUUCACCAGCGGCACCACCGGCCGCCCCAAGGGAUGCCCUCACACGAACCGCAACCUGGUGUCUCAGACGAGCAACUACGACGCCAACGCCGACCCGGACUUUGUCGACCGCUGGCUGGUCCACACGCCCGUGUGCCACGUCUUCGCCAUCAACAACGCGCUGCGGGCCUGGCGCCACGGCGGCGUCGUCGUCUUCGCCGCGCGGUCCUUCCACAUCGACGCCACGCUCAGGGCGCUGGUCGACGAGAAGUGCACCGUCAUGUCGGCCACGCCCACGCUCGUCCGGGCGCUGCUGUCGCACGCGGCGUUCCCGAGCCCCGAGGCGCUGAGCCUGUCGAUUGUGUCCAUCUCGGGGACCAUGAUCGGGGCGGAGCACAUCCGGCUCUGCAGGGAAGGCCUGGGGGCGCGGGAUGCCAUCCAGGCGUACGGGAUGAGCGAGGGCGCGCCGAUUGUGAGCUGGUCGAGGCAGGACGGGAUGCUGGUGGACGGGUAUCAUGCCGGCGUGGGAAAGGUGCUUCCGGGGGCGGCGGUGCGGGUUUGUCGCUGGGGAGGAGGUCGGGAGGUGCUUUCGAGGAUGGAGGUGGGAGAGCUGCAUAUCUCGGGCACGUCGGUGAUACACGGCUAUUUCGGCGAGGAUGAAGAGGACGAUGAUGGGAGGUUUUAUGAUGACGAGGCGGGACGGUGGCUGAGGACGGGGGACCAGGCGAUGAUUGACGAAAAGGGGGUGGUCUAUAUCCUUGGACGAUACAACGACUUGAUUAUCCGCGGAGGGGAGAAUAUCGAUCCUUUGAAGAUUGAAACUGCCCUAUCGGACAUUCCAGGGCUCUUACAGGCAUUUGUCGUGGGAGUGCCGGAUGAGAUUGCAGGCCAGAUCCCAGUCGCCAUCGUCAAGCUCGCGCCAAAGACACCCAAGUCCAUCAUCAUGGAGAAAUCGAGGCUUUUGGGCUCUCACUACGCACUCGACUCCGUCUACACGCUGGAAGACCUGGGCCUCGACAGCGUCCCAGCAACUGCCAUUGGAAAGCCCAAGCGGGCCAUGCUCGCCGACAUUGUCACCAGAAAGAGGCAAACAGACCAGGCCAAACACUCUCAGAUGCACAAGAACAGAGACCAAGUGUCGAUGCUGGAAGAGCAGCUGGGGGUCAUAUGGGACCAGCUGGUGGGCGUCCGUCCCAACAAGACGGACGACAUCUUUGCUUUGGCCGACAGCAUCACGCUGCUUCGAUAUUGCGACGCGAUUCUUCGAGGGCUUGGACGGCGGCUCUAUCUUCAGGAUCUGAGUCGAUGCGCCACGAUUGAGACGCAGGCUCGGCUUUUGGCUGCGAGAGAUGCGCCUCUUGAAGCAGACGCGGCACUGGGCAAGGAUGGCAUCUCGCAUAUCCAUCCGAGAGCAGAUGGUGCUUUCAACUCUCUCAUCCCAAGAGACCAGUUUCACGACUCGAGGCAACAUCAACACCAAUAUUCAACCGUUCCAAACACCACCGCAGAUGCGAUCCUUUCAGCCGCCCGAGAACAAGUCGAAAGGUUCGGCCUCGACGGAGCCGACGUCCAAGAUGUCAUCCCCGUCAGGGGCUCCAUGUACCGCACAAUCGUCGGCCAGAGACCCCAGUCCUACCGAAUCCGCGUCGUCUUCCGCAUCCACGACGCCACCAUCUCGCAGAUCUACGACGGACUGUUCCAAUGGCUCGCAUUCAGACCUCUUCUCCGGACAGUCCUCCUCGGCGUGCAGGGAGUGCUCUACCACACCGUCGUGCGGCACAGCCAGCUCUUCUUCCAGAAGCUGGUCCGCGAAGUCGAGGCGGACACGGAGAAGCACGCGAGGGAUCUCUACGAGGACAGCUCUGCCGAGAGCCACUCUCUCGCGUUCAUGUUCGGCGCGGUCAUCAUCAAGGUCAAGGAGACGGGGCAGAGACUCCUCUGUCUCACGUACAGCCAUUCGAUUGCCGAUGCCUUGACUCUUCUGCCGUGGCAUCGGGAUCUAGACCGGCUCAUACAUGACAACGACACAAUCAUCCCCAUGCAGACGUCGUACCGCCUCUUUGCAGACUUGUUCGCCGAGUACCAAGACAGUCUGCCGGCGCAGAGGGCCGUCUCAUUCCACGUUCAACGUCUGCGAGGAAUCUCCCGCUACAAGAAGGCGCUCUGGCCGAAGCAGCUCUCUCCGGGGAUGAUGAUCGGAAGCGACUCAAGCUCCUUCUUCGCAGCCGAGCGUGACGCCGUCAGGGACCAGAUAUGGAACGGAGAAUGGCAAGACAGAGCACAAGAGUUCCGGUUCCCUCGCCGCAGCCGAAUCGUCCGUCUGCCCGCCCUGGCGAAACUCCGCGAGCUAUACCGUCUCGAACCGGUCCUAUUCGCAAAGUGCGCCCUCAUCCUCUUCAACGUCCUGCAGACAAAGUCCCCCGUCGCCGUCUUCAACUCGUGGGAGAGCGCCCGCUCGUGGCCGUUUGUGCCGGACUGGGUGUCUGACGCCCUCCAGCCGGCCAUGAGCAUCGACGGGCCUACCGUGGAAUGGAUCCUCAACAUGUACGAAGCCCACCGCGAAGAGACGCUGGAAGACCUCAUCCAGCGCAUGGUGCGUGAGCAAGAGCAGAUUCGCCGGCACGAGCACGUCCCGUGGGAGAAGGUCGUACAGGAGCUCCGCGAGGAGGCAAGUGUGGCCAUGGACGCGUCAUUCAGACAGUCGUUUGUGUGGGAUGUGAGCAUGGGCGUUGCUGCGUCCAGGGGGUUCCGCAGCGAUUUCGAGAGUUUGGAGCCUGUGGCUCGAUAUGACUGGCCAGAUUGCGGAUUAUUUUGGAGUGCCUUCAUGGUGGACAGGGAGAAUCUCCUAUUCAUCGCUUCGUGGGACACGGCGCAGUUGAACGCGGAGCAGGUCGACGGAUACUGUGACGACUUGGCGGAUGUGAUGAGGAGGCUUGCCAGUGAAGACAAUUGGGGGCUCAAGAUGGGAGAGGUCUUUCCCGAGUACUGA
Trichoderma citrinoviride is the source of this 3843-nucleotide messenger RNA. Its product is annotated as acetyl-CoA synthetase-like protein. Lineage: Eukaryota; Fungi; Ascomycota; Sordariomycetes; Hypocreales; Hypocreaceae. Gene Ontology annotation, biological process: fatty acid metabolic process. Gene Ontology annotation, molecular function: medium-chain fatty acid-CoA ligase activity. The transcript is spliced from 3 exons. Bases 1 to 3843 code for a protein of 1280 amino acids. The record is from RefSeq and is a predicted model, not a curated record.